CUCUACGCGGGACUCUCGCGUAGAAUAGCUGCCACGGUACGCGCGCCGCGUCGAGCCACCAAAGACAUUGCUAAUCGCGCGUCCAUGCCGCGAGGGAUAUCCUAAAUCCACGAUUUGCCUGACAUCGCGAAGCUUCGACAAUUCGUCACAUAUGGUCUCGGAAAGUGCAAUUUAAUUUAUAUCCAAUCGGUCUCGCGUUCGUCAAUUGUUCCACUGUUGCGACGAAUGUAACAAAUUAGUGACGAGAUUGAUCGUGUCAGGAUUAGUGACGUUCAAGGAAGGAAAGUGGAGUUCAAGGAGUUGCGUUGGAUUUAACGUUGACGUGGUCGAUCACAAUCGGUAAAAGUGAAGUUCGCCGAUAAAAGGAAUAUACAAACGGUUCUGAGAGUGAUUGUAAUUUUCGGAAGCGAGGAUGAAGGGUCGCGAGACUAGAUAAAAGAAGAUCGUCUUCUUACUAGCGGGUAAUGUGGAGGAUGCAGGAAGGCAGGACCGUGUCGCCUUUAGGACCGGUCGUCCUGCAACGAGAGGAAACCGACAUGCGUGCCAGUUUAUCGUUACCAUCGCAGGAAAGGAGACCUGUAUUACUCGUACGCACCGGCGAAUCCUUUCCAAGAUUCGAUAGCGUACGGCAGCAACAGUCGCCGUCGAGCCCACCGAUCCUGCGAUCCGUCACUGCCGUCGAGAAGGAUCAGUACCACGAAACGGAUCCACAGGUCAGAGAGAAAAGGCCGAACGACGAAGAGGAGGAAGAGCAGGAUGAUGAGGAAGAGGAUGAAGUCGAAGACGAGCGAAACAGGAGGAAUGUCGUUGUGGACGAGGAAGACGACGAGGAACAGGAAGAAGAAGAGGAAGAGGAAGAAGGCCAGCCUGAAGGACAUCGAAACGGCGGCUACCACGAGGACGGGGACAUCGAGGUUGAUGUGUGUCGGGAGGACGCCGAUGAGAGUAAUCCCAGCAGCCCGGUGGAUCUCACGGCUCCCUCGUCGAGAGGCGUCGCGUCGGAGCAAUUCGUUCAUCCGUUCGCCAACCGCGUGCAUUCUUUUACCUGUGUGCAAAGUGGUGGCCACGGACCUGCCAGUCAUGGGACACCAUUGUAUAUAUCCGGACACGGCGCUACCGGCUCGGCUGUUAUGACAGUGUGCACUUCCGGUGGUGUAGCGCGCACCACCACCGGCACGUCGACAGGUAGCAUUACUACGACCGCCACAAGCACGGUGCAGACGAACAACAAGCGGUGCCUCGCAUUUUCCGUCGAGAAUAUCCUCGAUCCGAACAAAUUUACCGGUGGUCGCGUCGUCCAUAAUCGUGUGCAGCAUCGCCGACACCGGCGCGCCGGCAGCGUGCACGAAGAUGGCGACUCGCGGGGCGAGUUCGCCUGCGGCAGCGGCCAGGAAGAUGAGGAAGGUACACCGGACACCAUUAUGGAGGAAAUGGAGGAAGACGUUGAGGAGGAAGAGGAAGACGAGGAGAUUGAAAUGCGAGUCGUGGAUCAGGAUUCGGGCAGUGUCGGACGGGAAAAUUCAACUAGCGGCGGUACCAACACGACUACAACGAACUGCAAGAAACGGCAAUCAUCGUCGUCGUCGUCUACAUCGUCGAGUGGCGUUCAGGUACAAAACUGUCAGGGUCAAGGUCAAAACGGACAGAACGGCACUAGCGGCAGUGGUGGUGGUGGUGGUGGUGGUGGUAGUGGUGGUGGUGGAGGCGGCGGCGGAAGUAAUAGUAAUACCAGCGGCAAACCCAGAAGAGCGCGGACGGCCUUCACAUAUGAACAGCUGGUCAGGCUAGAGAACAAGUUCAAGACGACCAGAUACCUGUCCGUGUGCGAGCGUCUGAAUCUGGCUCUCGAGUUACAGCUGACUGAGACCCAGGUGAAGAUCUGGUUCCAGAACCGGCGGACCAAAUGGAAGAAGCAGAACCCGGGGCUAGAUGUGAACAGCCCCACCGUGCCGACGACGCCACCGCAUCCGUCGCCGUACGCGCCCGCCUUCCUCUUCGCCGCGCAUCCUCACCAGCACCCAUUGCCACACUCGCACGCGCACCCACACCCGCAUGCCCACGUACACCACCCGCCGCCGCCGGUGCCGCCGCCGCCGCCCGGAUACUACCACCCGGCGGCCCCACCUUAUCCGCCGACCGGACCGACCUUCUUCGGCCAUCAUCUGUCGGCGACUUCUGCUGCGACUGCGUCAGGACCACCACCAACCUCUACACCUUCCUCCACCGGCCUGGCUCUCUCGUCUCAUCCGCAUCCGCAUCCGCAUACGCAUCCGCACGCGUAGCGAAUUCGGCGAUGAUACUCUAUGUCAACGUCCUCGCCUUUGUAGUCCUCGGCAAGGAAACGGUAGGCUCGUGUGAGUACUUCCGGCCGUGGCAAGAAAAGUACCAGGAUAUGAAGAAACGCAGAUGUACACGUUCGUAGGAAAAAAAAAUUAUAAGCUCUUAUUGGUAUCAUUCGGACGAGCUCGCCAACAAUUCGUCAUUUUUUUUGGUGAUCAUUUCUCCUGAUCAUCGAAAUUGUUUUUGACCAAAGAGUACGUAUCUUCUAUACAUUAUAAAGAAAUCAAUUGGCCAUUUUGAAAAUAGCAUAAGUUCGUAAUUUUUGCAGAAAUAGGCAAUAGGAUAUAUUAUAUACACAACAAAAAGACGAAAAAAUUAAUUUUUAUUCUUA
Molecule: messenger RNA, 2671 nt
Organism: Temnothorax curvispinosus
Lineage: Eukaryota; Metazoa; Arthropoda; Insecta; Hymenoptera; Formicidae
Product: homeobox protein invected-like
Exons: 2
Coding region: 465-2282 (605 amino acids)
Biological process (GO): regulation of transcription by RNA polymerase II; cell differentiation
Cellular component (GO): nucleus
Molecular function (GO): DNA-binding transcription factor activity, RNA polymerase II-specific; RNA polymerase II cis-regulatory region sequence-specific DNA binding
Source: RefSeq, a predicted model, not a curated record